AUGAAUAUACCCCUUACAACAACAGCAACAGCAGCAACAAGAACAGCCACAACUACUGCUACUACUGCCAUAGCUCAACCCCCAUUGAAACUCCACCAAAGCAUCUCAACUAGCCUUUCAUCAAAACGGACGACCAGUCUGCCCAAGGCAGCAACGUGCGAGAGAAAGUCAUCACUUCCGAAAAAGCAAUCUACAAUUGAAAAUGGAGCACGAUACCCCAAAAGUGUGUAUACAGCGCUAAAGUAUUACGGAAAAUACCUGUCAAGAUACGAAAAAGAAGAGAUUCAAACAUAUACCUGUGUUUACUUUGUAGGAUCGCAUGCCAAGAGGAAAUAUGAGGAAAAUGAAUUCGACGAUGAAAAGGGCAAUUACAAGAUUAUCCUUCAGGAUCACCUUGCAUAUCAAUAUGAAAUCAUUGAUAUCCUUGGUAAAGGGUCAUUUGGUCAGGUCGUAAAGUGCCUUGAUCAUAAGACAGGACAAAUGGUGGCUAUAAAGCUGAUCAGAAACAAGAAGCGAUUUCAUGCUCAAGCGGUCACUGAGCUAAACAUCUUGAAGAAGCUGACUGAGUGGGACCCAAAUGAUGAAUGUUGUACUAUUCGAGUGGUUGAUCAUUUUUCGUUCAGAGGACAUUUGUGCAUCGCGUUCGAGUGUCUAAGUAUAAACUUGUAUGAGUUUAUCAAGAGUAAUCAUUUUCAAGGAUUUAGUUUAAGUUUAAUAAGAAAAAUGACUGCUCAGAUACUAAAGGCAUUAAAGUUGCUGUAUGAUCAUAAAGUCAUUCAUUGUGAUUUAAAACCUGAGAAUAUCUUGUUGAAACAUCCUGCAAAAGGUGUGAUCAAAGUGAUUGACUUUGGCAGUAGUUGCUUCGAAACAGAGAAGGUGUAUACCUACAUUCAGAGUCGAUUCUACAGAUCACCAGAGGUUAUACUAGGAUUGUCCUAUCAUAUGGCUAUCGACAUGUGGAGUCUGGGAUGUAUCAUUGCUGAACUGUAUACUGGUAUUCCUUUAUUCCCAGGAGAGAAUGAACAGGAACAGUUGUCGUGUAUCAUGGAGGUAUUAGGUGUGCCUGAUCGAUACUUGAUUGACGGAUGUUCAAGACGGAAUUUAUUUUUUGAUGCUGCUGGUCAUCCACGUAUUGCCCCUAAUUCUAAAGGCAAAAAAAGAUAUCCAAAUACGAAAUCACUCUUCCAAGCACUCAGGACGAGAGAUGUCGUCUUUGUUGACUUUGUUCAAAGGUGUCUCACUUGGGAUCCCAAUCAGCGUAUGACACCUCAUGAAGCACUUGAGCAUGAAUGGAUUUGUAAAUAAAUGCUGUAUAAUGUGUUACCUGUGUUACAAGUUCGGAAUAAUCGGGCAAGAAAUAAGGACAUUGUGAAUCUUGAUGUACGUGUGUGCGUAUAGACAAAUGUAAAGGAUCACUGAAAAGAAAAAGAGCACAGAUGACAGUGAUUAUCUUUACUUUU
This is a messenger RNA of Rhizopus microsporus ATCC 52813, 1460 nucleotides long. Its product is annotated as kinase-like protein. Gene Ontology annotation, molecular function: protein serine/threonine kinase activity; ATP binding; protein serine/threonine/tyrosine kinase activity. The transcript has 5 exons. NCBI's taxonomy places the organism in Eukaryota, Fungi, Mucoromycota, Mucoromycetes, Mucorales, Rhizopodaceae. The coding region runs from base 1 to 1305 and encodes 434 amino acids. Gene Ontology annotation, biological process: peptidyl-serine phosphorylation; peptidyl-threonine phosphorylation. The record is from RefSeq and is a predicted model, not a curated record.